AUGCCCCCCUUCAAACGGCGCUCACGCUUUCCCGGUUUCUGGUUCUCCCGCCCCCGUUACAAUUUUCGCAAGAGCGCAACAGAUUUCCGGUCGCCCAAAAUGUGCAUCACCGGGCAGAUACCCGACCCCACCACGCCCGGCGUCUGGUGGCGGGACGACACCGUGUGGCGGCUCUACCAGAACGCCCACGCUGACGUCAUCAAGCAGGGCAUCCAGAAUGGGCUGGCGUCAGUGACCCUGUAUGGGGUCCAGAAUUGCGUCCAGCCGGUGCAUGGAGAGACAUACACCGUCAAUCUGAGGGGCAUGCAGCAAAGGAGCCCACGUGGCUUCCUGCGGACGGUGCUGAUCGUUGGGGCGGCCGCGGCCGCGGGAGGGCCCCCGGCGACAAUCCAGAACGGACAGACACUCGCUCUGCCGCCGAGCUCGAGCUCUGGCCCGCGCCCCCCGCUCCAGGUGUGGCACCGGGACCCGUCUACCGGGGGGUGGAACCAGUUCUCCGCGAGCGACUCGCGCUUCCUCCUCGACGCCGCCCGCCACUUCAAAAGUCCGUGGACGUCUUCUGUAAUCGACUUCGCUUCGAUGACCAUGACCGACACCGCCACCGGUGUCAAGACGGACGUCCGCAUCGCGUGCCCCCUGGACGGGCAGGAGGUUGCGUCCGCAGUCGCGGCGGCGGAGAUGGCACAGAGGAAAGAGCGUCUGUACGAGAUGGUGGAGUCGCUGCGCGCCCCCGAGAAAGCGGAGCCCGUGUUACAGAGCCGUGUCCGUUCUCAGAGCUACUUGCCGGGCGUCACCUUGGACGUCACGAGCGUGCGCGCGAACUCUUUUCUGAGCCGCGGCAACCCGCUGUACGAGCGCUUCGUGGCGACCCUGGCGCGUCACAUGCCGGACCUGAGAGGGCUGCUUGAGAAUGGCGGCGUCUCUCCGAGCAACCCUCAUUCUGUCAUCGAGCACGUCUUCCACGGAACGCCUCCGGACAACCGCGCGAGCAUCAUGAAGCACGGCAUGAACCCGAGUCUGAGGACGUCUGGGGCGGACUACUUCUCCACCAACGCGGCUGUCUCUAUCGGCUUUUGUGGAAACGAGCUCAGUGUCGUGACGCGUAGACGUGAUUGGGCAGUCAAGCUUCUGGUUUUCUUGGUCCUGAAGCUGCCCCCAGGGUUUGAAGCGAAGCGCGGCAACGUGGUGACCAUGCGCGAAGUCGAGUACGAGCUGCCCAUUCUGGAGGUGACGGUCCACGAGAGAGGAUGCUAG
Messenger RNA from Klebsormidium nitens, 1254 nucleotides. The record is from the annotation of a GenBank genome assembly. Lineage: Eukaryota; Viridiplantae; Streptophyta; Klebsormidiophyceae; Klebsormidiales; Klebsormidiaceae.